AUCACGACUGUCACGUGUUAAACGUCCAAUCAGAAACGAGGACAGAUCCCACACUUCCUGAUCUCCACUGACGCUAUGCGGUUCCGGUUCUGUGGGGAUCUGGACUGCCCCGAUUGGGUGCUGGCCGAAAUCAGCACAUUAGCAAAGAUUUCGAGCGUGAAGAUGAAACUCCUUUGUGCUCAAGUGUUGAAGGAUUUGCUGGGUGAGGGUAUAGAUUAUGACAAAGUUGCAAAGCUGACUGCAGAUGCAAAGUUUGAGAGCGGAGACAUCAAAGCUAGUGUGGCAGUGCUAAGCUUUAUUUUUUCCAGUGCUGCAAAACAUGAUGUUGAUAGUGAAUCUCUGUCCAGCGAGCUGCAGCAGCUUGGCUUGCCUAAAGAGCACACUACAGGGCUUUGCAAAUCCUAUGAAGACAAGCACUCUGUACUUCAAGACAACCUAAGAGAGACCAGCUUGAGAUUUCGACGACUUGACUCCAUUUCCUGGCGUGUCGAUUACACUCUGAGCUCUAGUGAACUUAGAGAAGUAAAUGAACCCCUGAUACAUCUUAAACUUCAGACACACGGAGCAGAGCCAGGCUCCUCCGAAACGACUGUGGUCUCUGUCUCUGCAGAUAAGUUCAGGGUCUUGCUUACUGAGCUCAAACAGGCGCAGGCCAUGAUGAAUGCACUACAAUGAAGAAUGAAGAACAAACCUUGGAUCAGGAGCGAGAUACAAACGAUGCUGAUGACCUGCCAAAAUUGCCAUAAUUGCCUCUUGUACAGUAUUAACUAUUUGCUUCAAUUGGUUAUGUCAAAUGUUAAGAUCUUAAUUUCUUACUUGAAUGUACUAAUAUUUAGUUGUGUAUUCACACCUAAUGUAUCCCUCAAUUAAAAAUACACUCAUGCUUUUUAAUUUCUUUUUUGUAAAAUAUUAUUUUUGACACGUUUUUGUUUGAACCAUGUGUAUAUUGUUUUGUUUUCAAUAAGAAUGCUUGUAAAAAGGUAAAAUGGAAAUAAAGUUUGCAAAUUCUU
Messenger RNA from Girardinichthys multiradiatus, 1010 nucleotides. RefSeq names its product COMM domain containing 4 (gene commd4). The transcript has 8 exons. NCBI's taxonomy places the organism in Eukaryota, Metazoa, Chordata, Actinopteri, Cyprinodontiformes, Goodeidae. Bases 76 to 675 code for a protein of 199 amino acids. The record is from RefSeq and is a predicted model, not a curated record.